AUGCGCAUUGAGAAGUGGAAAUCUAUUAAUGUCAAAUCCUAUAAUAGAAUUGAUGAGGAGCGUGAACGCAACCUGAUGCUAAUUGGAACUAUUCUAGAGGUUGGAACUGUUCUAGAGUUUGGAACUGUUCUAGAGGUUCGAACUUUUCUAGAGUUUGGAACUGUUCUAAAGGUUGUAACUGUUCUAGAAUUUGGAACUGUUCUAGAGGUUGGAACUGUUCUGGAAUUUGGAACUGUUCUAGAGGUUGGAACUGUUCUAGAAUUUGGAACUGUUCUAGAGUUUGAAACUGUGUUAGAGAUUGGAACUAUUCUAGAGGUUGGAACUGUUCUAGAUGAUAACGAUGGUGGUGGUGAUUAUGAGAAUGAUGUUGAUUAUGAUGGAAAUGGUGGUGUUGGUCAUGAUGAUGAUGAUGAUGAUGAUGGUGAAGGUUGUGUCCAUGAUUGUGGUGAUGAUGAUGGUAAUGGUGGUGAUGACGCCGACGAUGCUGAUGAUGAUUAUGAUGGGAAUAGUGAUGAUAAUGGUGAUAGUGAUGGUGAUUAUGACGGUGGUGGUGAUGAUGAUGAUGGUAAUGGUGAUGAUGAUGAUGAUGAUGACGGUUAUGGUGAUGAUGGUGAUAGUGACGAUCGUGAUAAUUGA
Molecule: messenger RNA, 636 nt
Organism: Macrobrachium nipponense
Lineage: Eukaryota; Metazoa; Arthropoda; Malacostraca; Decapoda; Palaemonidae
Exons: 3
Coding region: 1-636 (211 amino acids)
Source: RefSeq, a predicted model, not a curated record